Messenger RNA from Cyprinodon variegatus (sheepshead minnow), 1028 nucleotides. It is a transcript of the gene znf706, whose product is annotated as zinc finger protein 706-like. NCBI's taxonomy places the organism in Eukaryota, Metazoa, Chordata, Actinopteri, Cyprinodontiformes, Cyprinodontidae. Bases 152 to 382 code for a protein of 76 amino acids. The record is from RefSeq and is a predicted model, not a curated record. The transcript has 3 exons.
CAGUACAAGAUUUGGAAAAUGCGACUGCCAGCAUUUUUUAGUCUUGCGAGAGUCUUUGAACGUAGCAUAGACGGUAACUCCUUGCCCCUGGGAAAUCAGCAGCUGUCACAUUUCUGAGUUACAAACGACACGUUCUUUCGUGUUUCAAAGCAUGGCACGUGGGCACCAGAAAAUUCAGUCCCAGCAGAAAAAUGCCAAGAAGCAGGCAGAAAUGAAGAAAGCCAAAGGUCAUGAUCAGAAAACGGCCGCCAAAGCAGCUCUGGUGUUCACCUGCAGUGUCUGCAAGUCACAGAUGCCAGACCCCAAAACCUUCAAGCAACACUUCGAGAGCAAGCAUCCCAAAUCCCCCCUGCCCCCGGAGCUGGAGGGAGUGGAGGCAUAAACAACCUGGAUUUGAUAAUGAAGCCUCCGAUUUAGCUCUGACCGCGCCGACAAGAAAUGAUUUGACGUUGCCAACAUGACCGCCUCCUGGAAGUCCACUGCUACCUAUGUGCUUAUGUUUAAUGACAUGCACCACUAAAUCCAACUGGGGUGUGACUCCAGGGCCAAUGUAAACCUGUACAUUCAAUAGGCCCAGUCUCACUGCCUUCAUGUUUUUUACGCCUAUUUCUUCUAUUGCUUUGAAGGAACAAUCAAACAUUAACUACAUCCCAGAUUAGAUAAAGUGACUUAUCCUAACAAAGCAAAUUGGUUUGGCUUGGGUGGAAAAUUCAUGCGUUUGUCUUUGCUGCUGUUAAAAAUGACCUAGUUUAUUUUAAUUGUACUUUGAGUGUUCUAAUCAAAUGGAGGCCUGCACACUGUAAAUCCUCCCAGCAGCUCUGUGUGCCCUGCUGUACUGCAAUCGUCCAUCCAGCUAAUCAGAAAUUCACGCUUGGUUGUAAAAUGUGAAACUUUGCCAGCUGCCCAAGCUGCUGCACAGAUUGUUAGUAAAUUAAUUGAUAGUGGAGAUUGCUGGCAAUAUCUAUGUGCCUGUAAAAUGAAUGUACGCUCCAAUAAUGUAUCAUACCAUUUUAAUAAAACUUACUUUG